GGCGGCGGAGCCGAGCGGGGCCGGGCCGGGCGGCGAUGGCGGCGGGACGCGGCGGGGACUGGCAGGGAGUGACGGUCGUGCUCCUCUUCCUCGGUGUGCUGACACCGGCGGGCGCCGCCUCAGCUGCCGCUCUGCCUGUAGUCAUCAACACCUGGGCGUUUAGGACGGCCGCAGACACAGCUUGGAGAGUAUUGGAGUCGGGAGGUUCAGAGCUGGAUGCGGUUGAGAGAGGCUGUGGCCAGUGUGAGAUCGAUCAGUGCGAUGGCAGCGUGGGCUACGGAGGAAGCCCGGAUGAGAGUGGAGAAACAACUCUGGAUGCAAUGAUUAUGGAUGGCAACACUAUGGAAGUUGGGGCUGUUGCAGAUCUCAGGCGUGUGAAAAAUGCGAUUGGUGUAGCACGAAAGGUCAUUGAAUACACUAAGCAUACAUUACUAGUGGGAGAGUCAGCCUCCCUGUUUGCUGUAAAAAUGGGAUUUCCAUAUGAAGAUUUAACUACUCAGAAAUCCCUUUCGCUGUAUUCAGAGUGGCUUAAUCAAAGCUGUCAGCCAAACUACUGGAAGAAUGUGGUGCCAGACUCUUCAAAGUCCUGUGGACCGUAUAAACGGCGUGAAGAAGUAACUUAUAAAGAAGAACAGACCAGCUCACAAAGAAAUAUUCAUAACCAUGAUACUAUUGGUAUGGUUGUAAUUGGCGCGAGUGGAACUGUUGCUUCUGGGACAUCUACUAAUGGUGCAAUCCACAAACUUCCAGGGCGUGUGGGAGAUUCUCCAAUAGCUGGAGCAGGAUCCUACGCGGACAGUACAGCCGGAGGAGCUGCAGCCACUGGGGAUGGUGACAUCAUGAUGCGCUUCUUACCCAGUUACCAAGCUGUGGAAUAUAUGAGGAUGGGAACAGACCCAACAUUAGCCUGUCAGAAAGUUAUUUCCAGAAUCCAGAAGUACGCUCCAAAGUUCUUUGGUGCUAUCAUUUGCGCCAAUACAACUGGAAGUUACGGUGCUGCAUGUAAUAAAAUUCCAGGAUUCACACAGUUUCACUUCAUGGUUUCAAACCCUUUGCUAAGUCGACCAACUGAGCAAGUAGUAGACUGCAUUUAAUUCCUUUUGUCCUGUUAGCAUCUCAGCUUAGAAGAGGACAGUGCUAAGUACCACCAGUUACUACUUCUUAAAAAUGGUUGUUUCUAGCAUUUAAUGGCUAUUAUGGUCUGCUUGUUUUCCUAAGAACUGAGUAGCCAGAAGUGAUGAAUAGUAAUCAUUGAACAGGCCCUUUGCCUUGCCAUUUAACAAUAUAUUUGUCAGACAUUUGGAAUAACGGGCUGGAAGUGGAACUAUGACUCUACACAUAAAAUUUAUGUUGAGAAUAUGUAAUUGUCUUUCUUAAGAUUUAGUUGAGGUUUUCUCUUGAAAAGAAAAUUGCUGAAAUGAAAAUGCUGACAUGCAAGAAAAAGGGCUUGAGGAGUAGUGGAGACUAUUUCAAACCUUUAAUGAAGAGAUAAGAAGUCCUUAUGGACCAUUCUAACUUCUUCCACAACAGCUAAGGAUACAUUUGAAUAGACAGUACAUGCAAGCAUCCCUAGUAGUACAAACUUUUGAGGAAUUUUGGUUGACUGACUGGAUGUGAAGACAAAUGAUUAGAAAUCAUCUCGUCACCCAUUUUUGUAGUGGAAGUUAUGAACCAUAAUCACAGUGAUUUCCUUGUCAGUAAUAUGCUGUGCACUCACCCUGUCCUACAGCACAUUAACCUCUGCAAAGGAGCAGUUGAAUGCCUAGAGUGUGACAGUUACCUAUAGCUUUGGGUUUUGUCAUUUUCUGUGUCUAGAGACACCAGGAUUCAUUUGGAAUAGAACUUUAGCAUCAUGGGUUUUGGAACAGAACUUUAGCAUUUACAAGUAUUUGAAGAUCUGUUUGAUCAUUCUCUUAAAUUGGUGGCUUGCUGAUUUGAUGGAAUCGUUGCUGAACUUGAGCUAAGAAAUGGCAAAAGAGGAGAGCGGGUAAAAAGGAUGUGUCUUGUCACUUUAAUUAUUCUCUGUCUAGUUAAAUAAAAUCAUUGGGUAAUAAAAGCACACAUUAAUGUAUUAAUAAAGUCAUUUAGAUGCUUGUGUACUGUGCAUUAGAUUAAUUGUUGCUUUAUGUUUCAAGGUAGUAUCUUUAAAAGCUGGAAAUAAACCAUUCACUUCACCAGAAUGGCUGUUUAAUGGCUUGCUAUUGAACUUCAUCAACAAAGUGAUUUAUUCACUUCUGUCACUGGAUCCUCAGAGCAUGUUGUAGCAGUGUUCACUGCAGGCCACAGAAAACUUUUGUCAGAGAAGCUCCUACUGAAUACAUCUGUAAUGGAUUAAGAAGAGUUUUCUACCUGUGCUACCUAGAAUCCUUCUUCCAUGGCUGCUCUAUCUUCAGACAACUCAGGCAGUCAAGUGCAAAUAGAUUAAUAAAAUCCUAGUGAUUGCUACUUUGAAGAUUGCAGCAUGGAUUAUGAACAUCGAAGGUUCAGUACUGCGAGCAGAGCAGUAAUGUCUCAAAUUUCUGCAGCUGAAUUCUCCCGGAUUCAUUUCUCAAAGAGGUUUGGGAACAUCCAUAGCUUGCUUUCUAGAGUGCUUAUGUCACUCUGUACUAGCUAGUCUGUGCCAGUAAAGGUUAUAGUGCCCUAUAA
Molecule: messenger RNA, 2646 nt
Organism: Zonotrichia albicollis (white-throated sparrow)
Lineage: Eukaryota; Metazoa; Chordata; Aves; Passeriformes; Passerellidae
Gene: AGA
Product: aspartylglucosaminidase
Biological process (GO): protein deglycosylation
Cellular component (GO): cytoplasm; lysosome
Molecular function (GO): N4-(beta-N-acetylglucosaminyl)-L-asparaginase activity
Source: RefSeq, a predicted model, not a curated record